AUGCCGCAAACACGCGGUGGCGCGCAGGAAGUGCGCAAGAAGCGCUGCGCAGGGACUGUGCCGCUGGUGGCAUUCAUCCCGACAGCCAGCGGGGCCGACCUUGGAAAGCCAGGCAACACUCCUGCUUCGGAAGGAGGACAGACAGGCUUGCAGGGGAGCUUCCUUUGUCCCCAAGAUGAGAAGGGCUCCUCCAAGAGCGCAGCGCGCUGCCCGCGUGAGGACAGCCAGCAGCAGCAGGGACAGACGUGCAGCUGGGCACGUUCAGGUCCACAGGAGCAGGUGCCGCCCCUCUCAGGAGGACCAGGGGACCAGCUCCGAAGAGCCAGCACGCUGCGGCUGCAGUGCUGCAGACACAGAGCGAACGAGGGGUUCUUCAUGAUCUUCUGCUUGAUGAGCCUCUCUGCUCUCGCUGGUGCCUGGUGCGGGAUCUCGCUGCUCAUGUGGCGGCUGCAUGGAAAGAAUGCGCCACAGGGGCAGCCUGCAGCUGACCUGAGUUCACUGUGGAACGCACCUGAUGUGUGGAAAGGACAAGCGGGAGAGAUGCAGAAGCUGAGGGAUGAGCUGACACAUCUGGCUGCAGAAAUCCGCUCUAUAAAGAAGGAAGUUCAGCAAAUGAGAGAGGCAAUAUCUGAGCCCGUGGAGGUGCCUGACUGGGCUCUCAAAAGCACAGGGUGUACCAUCAACCUGCAGAGAUCAUCCAGCACCUCUGCAUGUCUCAGGAGGGUGUUUUGGUCCCUGUUUAGACAAGCCUUUGAGGAUACCUUUGUGCAGCCUGAUGCUUCCCCAGGGUACUGCUGGAAAAUGCAACAGUCUCAGAGCGAAGUGCUAAUCCGACUGCCCACAGAAGUACAACCAACGGCCAUCACCUUACAGUACUGCUCAAAGACAGCCACUCCACUGGUGACUGUCAGUAGUGCACCCAAGGAUUUCACUGUCUCUGGACUGGAUGAGGAAGGCCAGGGCGAAACUCUGCUGGGGUCUUUCCUCUACAGCGUGCAGAAAGAGCCAACUCAGACCUUCCCUCUGCAGAAUGGCAUCCCCAGAGCCUUUCGACUUCUGAAACUCAGCAUACAGAACAACUGGGGUAAACCAACAUACACCUGCAUUUAUCGAGUGCAGGUGCAUGGGAAGAUGGUGGAGACAAAUGUGGUCGGAAAGACUGACGUGGAGACCUUCCCUCAGUAAGAAUUAAAGAGGAAAAUGGAGGAACACAC
This is a messenger RNA of Neopsephotus bourkii (Bourke's parrot), 1214 nucleotides long. Its product is annotated as sperm-associated antigen 4 protein-like. Bases 1 to 1185 code for a protein of 394 amino acids. Gene Ontology annotation, cellular component: meiotic nuclear membrane microtubule tethering complex; nuclear envelope. Gene Ontology annotation, molecular function: protein-membrane adaptor activity. Lineage: Eukaryota; Metazoa; Chordata; Aves; Psittaciformes; Psittacidae. The record is from RefSeq and is a predicted model, not a curated record. Gene Ontology annotation, biological process: nuclear envelope organization. The transcript is spliced from 14 exons.